UCAUUUCUUUAUUCUAUAGUUAAAUAGUUUUCUUUCAAUCUUUAAUUUAUUUCUAACCUUUAAAUCUUGUCAUUUGGGACCUCAUGCGUGCGGACUGCAAAUAUGCCCUACGAAAGUUAUUCGCAGAAUUCAAGCUGGACGAAAUGACAGCGAUGGCGAAGCUCGACCGAGCCCGUUUUACCAAGGACGAAUGUCUGAAGGGCACACAGCUGCAAACUUGGGCCGCAGAGGUCAUUGGCUAUUGUCGUGCCUUGGGCAUGGAUAGUACAAUGCAAUAUAUGACGGCUAUAUACAACCGCCUCGACGUCAAUUUUAAAUUGGCUGUUAUUGCCCCUGGGACCGGAGUAUCUUUAUACGAUUGGAUCGCUUAUUUGGAAGAGCGCCGCCGCGUCUGGCGAGCUUCUUUGCUGACCUCUUCCUCCACCGAUAAUGCAGAUGCACCCCAGUCAUUUAGCGACAAGAUGCUAAAGGGCUUGCCGACUGCUCCCGACAAGCUUCAGCUUACCAACCUCUCUUCGAUGGAGGAAGCCCUAGAAACCUCCGCGGGCAUCCAUUAAACCCAGCGAUAUGGAGGUGGUUGCCGAAGCGACGACUACCGCCCUUAUCGCAUUAAUCGCGACAACUAUCGCCCCUCUCGGAGUGAUUGUAACAAUGAUCGCCCCUUCUGGACCAAUCGAGACGAUUACUGUGAUUAAGAUAAUCACAAAGAUGAUAAGGGCAAACGAUGGGCUAAUCAGCGAUAGGAGCCAUGGAACUAUUCC
This is a messenger RNA of Hypoxylon fragiforme, 761 nucleotides long. RefSeq lists its product as uncharacterized. The coding region runs from base 84 to 557 and encodes 157 amino acids. NCBI's taxonomy places the organism in Eukaryota, Fungi, Ascomycota, Sordariomycetes, Xylariales, Hypoxylaceae. The transcript has a single exon. The record is from RefSeq and is a predicted model, not a curated record.